Syngnathoides biaculeatus (alligator pipefish) is the source of this 2264-nucleotide messenger RNA. It is a transcript of the gene d2hgdh, whose product is annotated as D-2-hydroxyglutarate dehydrogenase. Lineage: Eukaryota; Metazoa; Chordata; Actinopteri; Syngnathiformes; Syngnathidae. Gene Ontology annotation, cellular component: mitochondrion. Gene Ontology annotation, molecular function: FAD binding; catalytic activity. The record is from RefSeq and is a predicted model, not a curated record. The transcript has 10 exons. The coding region runs from base 329 to 1918 and encodes 529 amino acids.
UGGUCCGUUGUCAACUUAUCACUUUUUUAACUCCUCACGAACACUUGCUCGUCGCCCCUUAGCAACAAAACGACCUCAUUUUUAACCUUUUUAAUUGUUAAUUUUCACUCGAAUAAUGUCCGCCGCUCGGUAAUAGUUGGACGUGUGGUGUGACGUGGCUAAUUGGCGAGCUUUUGCCGUAAGGUUAAUCGUUGCCAGCUGAGGACUUUUGAAACAAUGUGUCAAACUAGCUAGCAGGUUGUUGAGCUAAAGGUAGCAGAAUUCAUAACGACAAUAUUUGUAUUGACUGGUCGUCAUAUUGUCAUUCGUUCGGCUUGUCGUUGCAGUCAUGCUCCGACUGAGGACGGCUCUCAAACGGCCUUUGAGCAUCUUGGGCUUGUCCUCUCCCACAGCCACAGGGGGGCUUUUACUCCCCCCGGCCCCCGCCGGCUUGCAUCAUGGUGUGGCCCGUACCCGGGGGCUCCACGACGCCGCCGAUGUCACCAAGAAGCCCCCGCCGACGGCAGUUCCGGACCGCCUGCCUUUUUCCACAGUGACCCGGGAGGACUUGGACUUCUUUCGGAGGAUUCUGCCGGGCAGGACCAUCACCGACCCUGACCUGUUGGAGUCGUGUAAUGUGGACUGGCUCAAAUCCGUCAGAGGUUCCAGUGAGGUGUUGCUGAGACCUCGGACAACACAGGAAGUCUCUCAGAUUCUCGGCUACUGCAGCGGGCGCAACCUGGCGGUGAACACGCAAGGGGGCAACACGGGGCUGGUGGGCGGCAGCGUUCCCGUCUACGACGAGAUCGUCCUCUCCACCGCGCUCAUGAACCGGGUCCUGAGCUUUGACGCCGUUUCCGGGGUCCUGACAUGCCAGGCGGGUUGCGUCCUGGAGGACUUGUCCGCCUACCUGGAGCAGCAGGACCACAUCAUGCCCCUGGACCUGGGCGCCAAGGGGAGCUGCCACAUCGGGGGCAACGUGGCCACCAACGCGGGGGGCCUGCGGCUGCUGCGGUACGGCUCCCUGCACGGCAACGUCCUGGGCGUGGAAGCGGUGUUGGCCGACGGUCAAGUGCUGGACUGCUUGUCCGCCCUGCGGAAGGACAACACGGGCUACGACCUCAAGCAGCUCUUCAUCGGCUCCGAAGGCACGCUGGGCGUCAUCACCGCCGUGUCCGUCCUUUGCCCCCGCAGGCCAAAAUCUAUCCACGUCCUGUUCCUGGGUUGCGAAACGUUUGAACACCUUCUGAAGACCUUUCAGCUGUGCCGAGGCAUGCUGGGAGAAAUCCUGUCAGCCUUUGAGUUCCUGGACAGCGAAUGCAUGCGGCUGCUCAACACCCACCUCAAGCUGGACAACCCCAUCCGCGCUUGUCCUUUCUACGUGGUGAUCGAAACGUCGGGUUCGGACGAGCGGCACGACGAGGAGAAGCUGCACAACUUUUUGGAGGAGGCCACGACGUCGUCGCUGGUCACCGACGGGACGCUGGCGACGGGAGAGUCCAAAACCAAGGCCCUGUGGUCGCUGCGCGAGCGCGUCACCGAGGCGCUGACGUACGACGGCUUCACCUACAAGUACGACGUGUCGCUGCCCGUGGAGAGCAUCUACCAGCUGGUGACCGACACGAGGGCCCACCUGGGGGGCCGCGCCAAGAGCGUGGUGGGAUACGGACACGUGGGAGACGGGAACCUCCACCUGAACGUGACCUCCCCCCGCAGAGACGCCGCCCUGCUGGCCGCCAUCGAGCCCUUCGUGUACGAGUGGACGAGCGCCCGGCGGGGCAGCGUCAGCGCCGAACACGGGCUGGGACUCAAGAAGAGGAACUACAUCUACUACAGCAAGCCCGCCCGCGCGGUGGCGGUCAUGGCGGCCGUCAAGGCCAUGCUGGACCCCCGCGGCAUCCUCAACCCGUACAAGACUUUACCGGACAGGUCGCGGUGAAAGUCGCGCUUGAGCUUUGAGGAAACGCCAAGGUAACGUCAAUCAUUUUUUUUCCCCCACAAAUAUUUAAGAUUACAAUAUCUAUUAAAGACAUUGAAACUAACAACGUAUCAGAUUGGUACUGUAACUUUAAAAUCAAGAUUUUCAUCAGAUAUCACGUAAGGUUGUUUUUACCUGCAAUUUUGAACGUUCCAGGUCGCUGACAUUUUGGCCAGUCACGUGACCUACGUUUCGCGGAUCUGACGUGUCAUGUGAUCAACCCGAGGGCUGGUUACGUUCCUUCACGGAGGAGAAAUACGGCCAUACAAACUCUGAAUAUCAUAUUUGUUUGUCACUUUUUUUUUUU